This is a messenger RNA of Lepisosteus oculatus (spotted gar), 2050 nucleotides long. RefSeq lists its product as uncharacterized. Lineage: Eukaryota; Metazoa; Chordata; Actinopteri; Semionotiformes; Lepisosteidae. The record is from RefSeq and is a predicted model, not a curated record. Gene Ontology annotation, molecular function: acyltransferase activity, transferring groups other than amino-acyl groups.
GCGCCUCUCCUAUAAAUACAAAUGACACAAAUAAAGCACUGGUUUACAGGCUACCUUUCCCAAAGACCUGGAAACUCAACGGCUUAGACAGGGAACUACAUUUCCCAGAAAGCAAAGGGAAGCUUGGUACACGGUAUCCAUAGCUACCGUCAACAGUGUUUGCCUUAAAGCGGAAGAGAAAAAGAUAGGUUAUGAUUUAAUCCUGUCAAAUCUUGAAGGAUCCAGGAAAUCACCCUCAGGAUCUGUGUUGACGUUGGCAUAUACAGUACAAACCCAGCUUAGCUAGGCUUCUUUGGUACGGUGACAAUCAGCACCUCGAAUGGCAGAAGGCAAUGUUGUCUGUUUUCCUGCUGUGGUCUUCAAACAACAGCAACAAGACAGUGAGGAUAAUCAGAAGACAUUUACUGUACUGCCCAUUAGAGUGAACUUCCAUCAGUUACUCCGGAUGUCUUCUGCACCAUCUGUCGUUCCACAGGUGCAGAAUGGUGAUAUCCUGAGUGCAGUCAUUGCACUUUAUGAUGUCUGCCUGCCUGACGUGGGACCAGAAGACCUGUACUCCACUGUCCACUCCUCCACAGCCAGCACUAUUGUAUUGGUCCGCCAGCACCAAGACGUUCUGGAUGAAUAUAGACAGCGGGCCCAGUUUCCCAUCCGCACUGACGCCACCACUCUCCAGGUGUACAAGGAGCCAGGGGAGGAGACACAAGGACGGUUCUCUCAAGUAUUCAGUGAUGCGGAGUGCAGCACAGAUGAUGAAGAUGAGUCAGAGGAGGACUCUAACAGGCAAGACUGGGAGAAGUUCAACGAUGAAUUGAAUCAGUUCAUCUUGAAGGCGACGCAAAGGCGAUCCCAGAGGCUCCAAGUAUCGCAGGAGGAGGAGAUUCCACCAGCCGCAGUAGGGGUCGAGUCCCUGAUAGUGGCUGCAGCCACAUAUGAAAUGAAGCGACUGAAGACCAGAGAGAAGGUGCUGCAGUUGGCUCUGCUCUCUACUAGAAAGAAAUACCGGGGAUGUGGAGUGGGCCGGUACCUCCUUGAGUUGCUGAAAGACCAGUCCAUCUCUGGUUCCUAUGAUGCUCUCCUUGUCCAUGCUGACAGCGAAGCUGUUCAAUUUUUCUCCCACUGUGGGUUUACCAAUGACAUCCUCCUCAACAGCAAGUUUAGAGAACUGGAGGAUGACUGGACCAACACCACAAUGAUGAGCUACCUUCCACCUUUCUCCACUGAAGCUGAAAGCCAGAACCCUGGACUGACAUUAAGCCUGGUAGAGAUGGAACUGGAGAUGGAGCUUUGGAGAGAGAAGUCUUUGGCAGCUUACCAGGAGCAGGCAGCCCUUAUGAACAGGCUCGUCCACGAAGUUAAUCUUUUAAGGACACAGCUGGUCUCGCAGAAGGAGCUGGUGGACAGCCUGAGCAGGGAGCUGGACAGAGAGAGAGAGCACCGGCAUACAAUCGAGUCCUGCUUCCUGGAAUACAGGCUGAAGACGACAAGACAGUUCCUAGAGAUGACCAGCCUCAACUCAGACUCAGAUGAGAAAUGCCAGAGUGACCAUCCUGACUAUCCAGGAGUGUGUUCCUCGAUGGAGGAGGAAUUUGAGGACAUGAAAACAGUUACGGAACCAAGAGAUUGCUCAGUGCCAUUUUAGAGCCAGGCUGUGUCAGCAGCUGGGAAGUGGCCUCUGCCAGACCAGUGCCAGUGAGAUUUGAGGAAGUGUGUGGGAGUGCACAGCAGGAGCCUUGAUGAAGUUCCCUGAAGGAGGUUUGGAAUCAUUCUAAGCAGGAACAGAAUGCAUGUGAAUAUAGUGUAAUCCUGGAGGUCUCUCACAACCUUCUCUUCCUUGCAUCAACUGCUGGUUGUUAUCUUGCAUCCAUUUGUUUUGUCUCUUUUACUGUAUAUAUUUUUUCUUUUUUUAUUUCAAUACACACAAUGCUAUGAAAUUUAUUAUGCUAUGAGCGUGUUUAUACUGUAUGCGUAAGAUCGGAGUUUAUGUCAACUGUUUCUGCUUGUUUAUUUUUUAAUGUAUUUCCUUAAAAAUAAAUUUAUUUAAUAAUGA